Gavia stellata (red-throated loon) is the source of this 7654-nucleotide messenger RNA. It is a transcript of the gene BCL2L13, whose product is annotated as BCL2 like 13. The record is from RefSeq and is a predicted model, not a curated record. Gene Ontology annotation, cellular component: mitochondrion. Lineage: Eukaryota; Metazoa; Chordata; Aves; Gaviiformes; Gaviidae. The transcript has 7 exons. The coding region runs from base 101 to 1516 and encodes 471 amino acids. Gene Ontology annotation, biological process: regulation of apoptotic process; apoptotic process.
CGGCGGUCUAGGAUGAUUAAGUUUGUAGCCGUCUUCCUCAGUUACGCAGAGAAAACCCUACGUGCCCCAUAAGAGCACUGCCGCAUUGCAAGCCAACCCGAUGGCGUCCUCUACUGCUGUGCCUGUAGGAUUUCACUAUGAAACAAAAUACGUAGUUCUCAGCUACCUGGGACUUUUAUCACAAGAGAAGCCACAGGAGCAUCCCCCUCCUUCAAGUCAAGGGGCUCAACAACAGCUUACGGCACAACAUGCUUUGGAGAAAGAGGCUUUGGAGAAGAUUAAAACAGAAAUCGACGAGGAACUAAAACGUCUUGAUGAAGAAAUCUUGGAAGCAUUUAACACUACAGGAUUUGACUGCCACACUUCCCCAGUGUUCAGUCCUGCCAAUCCAGACAGCUCAAUAGAAGACUGCCUGGCUCAUUUUGGGGAGAAAGUGUCCCAGGAAUUGAAAGAACAUCUACACAAAGCACUGCAGAGCUUGCUUAGCAAGCCAGUGACAUAUCAAGAAUAUCGAGAGCGCACACAAGAGACAGCUGCUCAUGCCAGUGGAUGGAACAAGGUCUUGGUGCCCCUGGUUCUGCUACAACAAUUCCUGAUGGAGUUAACCAGACGGGGCCAGGAACCACUGAGCGCACUUGUGAACUUUGGGGUGACAUAUCUAGAAGACUAUUCUGCAGACUAUAUCAUUCAACAAGGAGGAUGGGGGACGGUCUUUACUUUGGAAUCCGAAGAGGAAGAGUACCCCGGGCUCAUUGCAGAGGACAGUAAUGACAUCUACAUCCUGACCAGUGACAACUCAGGACAGGUGAGCCCUCCGGAGUCCCCCACGGUGACCACAUCGUGGCAGUCAGAGAGCCUGCCCGUCUCCCUGUCAGCAAGUCAGAGCUGGCACACAGAGAGCCUGCCAGUCUCCCUGGGACCCGAGUCCUGGCAGCAAGUGGCCAUGGAUCCUGAAGAAGUCAAAAGCCUGGACAGCAACGGAGGGGGUGAAGAAAGGAGCGAGAACAACUCUUCCAACUCUGAUAUUGUUCAUGUGGAGAAGGAAGAGAUACCGGAGGGGAUUGAGGAAGCAGUGGUGUCAGCUGUCACUGCAGAGACCAUGCAGGCAGCGUUUCCAGAAACCCCUGCUUCUUUACAGGAAGUAAAACCUCAAGCUGAAAUUGCUGCUGUUGAAAAAGCACAUCCCUCCACACUUCUGCAUACGAAACAGGAGGAAAAGGGAAAAGUGGCUGAAGAGCUUGUUGAACCUGAAAUCCCCGUUUUAAGUAAACCUGUCCCAAAGUUAGCCCCAUCAGAAGAAAAGGCUGCACCAGAACCUGAGAAAAUACUGCUUCCAGGGGAAGAAAAAGUGGGGAAAGAGGGCCGUUUGGAAGAAGUAGAAGAGAAAUCCUCUGCUGCAGAGGAGAAGCCUAUCUUAUUGCCGGAAGGGAAAUCUAUAUUGCUGUAUGGUGGGGCUGCUGCGGUAGCUAUAUUAGCUGUAGCAGUCGGAGUAGCGCUGGCGCUUAGAAAAAAGUAACAGAGCUCUCUUGAGAAGGAGGAGGGGGGAGAGAGAAGAGAGCACGAUCCAAUUUUUGUAGUUGUGUUACCUAAAGGUUGAGAUGCCUGCUGUUUAAUUGGACGUUUGAGUAAUUUAACGGUGAUGGGGUGAGGUCGUUCAAUAAGCCUCCAGCUACGGACAAUCAUGUUUUUAGUAGAAUUGGGGUGGGGACUGGUUUUUCGUGAUUAAAGUACAGGGGUAUUUUUAAAAAAAUAAUUAAUGAAUUCUGCAAAUUUAAGAACUGAAGUGCAGGUGCUGAAGAAAGGGGCGCUUGUACUCUAGGAACUGGAACAGAGAAUCCCAAGGGGAAGGGGAGAGCCAGCUGCUGCCAACCGCUGGAGUUUUUGGCUUCUCAGACUGAGCGCUAUUGCAGCUGUGCUGUCUUGUCACUUCCCGUCGCACCCCCAAGCCCUCCCUAACAAACAUUAGCCAACCUGAGUCCUGUAGCGAGAGGCUGGUCUCCCUUUUGUUUCGGCUUCCUCUCAGGUACAGCACUGCUCCUUGUAACCUCGCAGGUUCCUCCUAAGCCCCGGUGGGAGAGUGCUUAUUCUUACCUCUUUGCUCACAUCUGUUUUAGCCCCUAACAUUUACUGGAGCCCCAUCCUGUAAAGAUGCUGCCUCUCUAUAGCUGUAUUAUCUCUGAGCAUCCUGGGUGUUCCUGGGGCAGAGGUGCAGGAUGGUGCUUCUGCUGCCCAGGAGGGUGGGAGGGACACUGCUACUUACUGGUUAGAACAUCCAUUUGCUCCGCUCCUGCCUGGCCCACUUUACUGGCACCCUUGAGUUCCCAGAGGUGCAAAAUUCAUGCUGGACACGGUGCCGUUCUGAUCAGUGCUCUGACACCAGGGUAUAUUCAGCAAAGAUAGGGCAAAACUAUGUGGAAGUGAGGCCGAUGCCUCCUGUGCAGUUGAAAGGUUAAACGCUACGCUGUCCUGUAUCACGCUGCAGUCUGUAUCGUCUUUCCCAGGUUAAGCACAGAGUGUACUUAGUCCUAAGUUGGUCUUGGCUGUGACAGAAUCCCAGAUACAUAAGGCAAUGGAUUCUAGUAACUGAGCAAAACAGCAUUAAACAUCUCCUCUGCCUGCCUGUUCCUGACCUGACCCAGAGCGUUGUUCAGUGCAGUUUCUUUUGCGACUCUGAAUCUGUAAUUAGCUAAACUUACAGGUUUACAAAUUAUGAGAAAGUUACUUUGGCAAAAAGUAAAUCCCUCUUCCUGCGGUCACAACACUUCAAAUAAUGUGUGUGAAGAGAAGCCUUUGAAGUAUUACCAUACGUAUGAGUUAGGCGGAUCCAACCACAAGUGUUCCUCUUGCAGUGCGUGUUUCUGUGUCUGUCCUUGUCCGUAUGGCAGCUCUGUGGGCAAGACCUUAGGCUUUCCAGGCAAAACUAGACGCAUCUCUGAGGGUUCGUGCUGGCACUGUGGCUUAGAGCAGGUGGAGGGAGGUGAAAGGGAACUCGGGAUAAUAUAAAAAUCAAAAUGUGAGUUUAUGGGAAGCUUACUCUUCAUAAAGCACAAAGACAAGGUACUUUAUUUCUAAAUAACCUUAUCUAGAGUACGUCUCCUCAUGAGCCUCUUUCUUAAGUUAUCUGAGAAUGAAGAGAUUUUUAGCACAUUCUCUAUUUUAGGAUAUUCUUGCCACAUUUUCCUGUCCCACCCGUAUCCCUGGAUGCUGGGAAGUCAGUAAGAACCUGGCAGAUUCUGAGGAAUUUUUUUUGGUCUAAGCUUUUAUGAGAGUGGAUUUUCUAGAAAACUUCUUGGAUUUUGAACUGUGUGACACGUUCAAUAUUAAGAGGCAGAUUUGUCAUGUAUGUAUUGCUGCUGUGGACUGAACUCAGGAGCUCUGGAGUUUGGGACUUUACUGUUGAUCAUUGAUUGCUCUUUUUUUCAUGUACAAAAGGUAGCAAGUUGGCCUUAACAGAAAAAGAAACUUUGCCAUGUUGCAAAAUGGAACUGACUUUUUGCCAUUUCCUGGUGCCCUGCUGGUACUGUCAUUGCUGUGCUGUGUGCCCAGAACUGGUCACUGGGACUUCCUCAUGCCAUGGACUCUCCAGUGUCUGCCUUCCCACCACUGCAGUCCCCUCUCCUGGCACCUCACGGUAGCUUCUCGAAUGUUUACAGUUUUGCUUCACUUCACAUGUUGCAACAGGGCUUAUCAACAAGCGACACAGUCUGUGAGGGUACCUGUUUGUUCCUAUGUGGCAAGGGCUGCUUUACUGCCCGGUAAGUGGGGUAGGCCUGCCCCUCUCCUGCUGCUUUGCUGGCAGCUUCGGUUUCCUCUCUGGGCAUGUUCUCUGUGGGAGAAGGGCCGUUCUUAACCCGAUCUACGUCCUCUCCUUACUGAAGAUGAUGCAUCUAAAUUUGGGACAGCCCCCAUCUGUAGCCCGCAGCAAGUUGCACAAAAGUACCCACAUGUACUCUGAAGCAGAGAUGGAUUUUUUUUGGACACUCUUGGAUAACUUGUGUACAAACUGGGUGGGGAAGAGGUCAGGUCUUCUCUGUACGUGGUUGUUUCAGUAGUAGUGUGGGACAUGGGUACAGGACAGACAAGAAGACUAGACCCAUGCCGUCUAGAGAAGUCGUCCCUGGCUUGUUGGCACAAGGAGCCCAGUGGGGCAUUAAAUAAAAGUGUUGUCUUCUACAUACAGCAGUGAGAAGAAGGUAGCAGCAGUAAUAUGGAAAACAAAUGACUUUUUGUUAAGAGUUUUCAUGGUGAGGCGAAAGCCUUGAGUAUCUGCUGUGUUCCUGCACCAUGUGUUUUGGUUGUUUGGUCCCUUCUUUACAUACUUCCCAUUUUAGGGUCCUAUAGAUUUGACAAGUCAUAAAGAAUUUGUAUCCUCUUCUCUGCCACCCCACUGACCCCACAUUUGGAAAAGUUACCGUAUGCAUCUCUUUCCUCUGGGAACACUCCAUUAGCUAAAAAGGUUGCUUAUGGACUUGAAUUCUACUGAAUUUCGAGUCCUGUGGUCUGUGCUGGGACAGACCCUGUGAAAGCCACCAAAGGGUGGCUCAGGUGACAGCAUUCUUACAGACCUGCGUGCCAGGCUGCUUGCUCUAUUAUAGGUGUGAAUUAGAAAAUAGAAGGGUUGGUUGUUUUUUUUUUCUCCCUGCUGUCUUCAAGUAUAUUAAAACAAUCCUAAACUGCAGGGUCUAAUUACCCCGAACUGUGUGAUGCAACCUUUCUUUAUUGGGUCUCCUGCAGCUGGCAGAGGAAAGGUGGUAGCUAUAUACUUACGAAAAGGCAUAUAGAAUACUCACUUGUGUUGCUUAUCCCCUUCCCAAAAGUGCCUCGAUAUCUGCCCUCGAGUGGCCUGUACCUUAACAAAAUAUCUACCUUAGACCCAUUCUUUCUUCACUUUAUCCUUGUCUGCAGCUCACCGUAAAGCUGAGAUGCUAAAACAGCAAAGGACUGCUGGAUCUACAGAAGGUGUGAAAUGCUUCAGGAACUGCAGUGGGUAGCAUGCUAAAUAAGGAGCUGUCAAGGAAAAGGCUUUCAAGAUAAGAUGCAACUUAAAUUUCAGUUGUGCUUAACUCUAGGCUAUGUGCACUUGGGUGUUGUGGCUGGGAGCUGGGCAUGGUCUUUCUUCAGCAGGCAUUCCUGGAACAACAGGCUGGGAGCAGAGACUGAAACCCGGCAUCCCUCUGUUGCAUAAAAGCCCAAACCACAGCCACAGAGCCAUGUCUGCACAUUGCAGCUGUGCGCUGUGCCAGAGCCUGGUGGACUCCUGCCUCCUCAGUCCCUUAAACUUCAGAAGAUCCAGGGUGUGGGGCUGUAGUUGGCACGGCAGUGCCGAGCUGCUCAGCUAGGGCAAAAGCGGAGUAUUGCUGUGCACCCACAGAGAAACAGCUUGAAAACUUAAGCUUUCGGUUCUCGUCAAGCUAGGUGCAUGCUGAGUAGGGGUUCUCGAGGUAAUAAUGUGGCUGCUGAAAAAUACUGAAAAAACUUAGACCUAUAAUACUAGGUCUGGCCCAAUGAAACAAGCUAGAGACAAGAAAGCAACACUUCUGCAGCCUUCUGUCCAUUCAGAUGUGCAUCAUCAAGCAGUUGCCUGCUUCAGGUACUUGCCAGUCUGAACUGAAGCUCACAGCAUAGAGCCAGAAGAUGCAGUGGAAGCACAUUCCCUGUUUGGUAUUACACCUAGUUUUGGACACCAGUUUACCAUCUGGCUAGUGGUGACAUGCCUGUUGUUGUGGUGUUUGCAGUUAGUUCUUUCCUAACCUGCCUUCUAGAGAGCAAAUUACUCCUACAAGAAUCCAGCCUUGCUGUUUGUAAGGGCUUGAUUUUUGUCAUCCUGGCUAGGGGCUGUGCUCAGGCAUCUGCAGCUCAAGGGAGGGUUGAACGCUGUAGUCCUGCCUGCUCUUGCAUAGGGCAAGUUCUGUUGCCAGAAUCCUGUUUCCUUCCUUCUCACAUAGUUCUGAUCACAGCUAGGCUAACACUUUGGGCUGUAUUUUUUAAACUAAUCAAUGCUUUCUAAUGGUGACAAAUGAAAAAGUUCAUUAGUACUAAACAAGUGAGGUUCUGAAGUUUGGUCUUCUUUUCAUUUUAAUGAAUAUAGUAGACAAAAUAAUCUGAGGCCAUAAGCAUUCCCUACAUUUAAUUUCAGUACUAACAAAGUCCUAGUAAGGUAGAUGUUGCAAUUCUGGCAAAAAAAUAGAACUGUUUCUGGCAGCAUAGUCUCUCAUUCACUGAACCAGAGCAAGCUCAUGCUACAGAAUUGGAGAGUGUGAUUACUACAUUAUUUUGCUGUGAAAUGGGGGGUGGGGGUUGGAGGGGUGAAUGCAGCCCCAGCUGCCAUGCCUUGGUAGGGCCCAGGUCUUCAGUAGAGUGUCUCCUUCCAGGCAUGAAACAUACUGAAGGUUAACUUACCUGUAUGUGUCUACUCCAACAGGAGCAGACACAUACAACAGGAGUGUCUACUCCACUGGGUUACACAACAGGAGAAAGCGUUUCCCAGUGAAAGAUGGAGAGGUGAGGCACACUAUCUCCUGUACUGAUUGAAGGCAGAAGCUGUGCAUCGGUUUGCUUAUUUUCAGCACUAGGAAGGUUACAAGAACACUAUUGCUUUGACUCGAUGUAUGUAUCUGUACUUCAAAAUGCAAGCUAAUCUUCCCAUAAAAAAACCCCAAAACAAACAAAAAUGGGAAGUUUUAAGAUUGAAACCACCACUACUUGACUCUGGUAGAGCUAGCUCUCAGGCCCAUAUGGAGCAGGGACUGCAACGCUAGCUCUAGGCAAUGGUACUCCAUUGGUGUCUGCUGAAGUGAACUCUCCUGACUAGUGUACUUGGCUGGGGAAUGAGAACUGCACCAGCUUGGAAGGGGUCAGCUGUAGUGUUACCAAUACAUCCAGGAGAGCCACAACACUGCUGAGAUCCACCUCCUUAAGUUAAAUAACUUCAUCACUUUUUUUUCCUCUCUCAGUCUCUUAGGCAGGCUGACUUGCUUCCUCCUGUGGUUAUGCUGUAGAAGUGGGGGAGCUACAGUUAGCUUCCAGUGGAAGCUGCUUUUGAUCUCCUUGCAGUAUCUGCAGGGGAGUGAAGGAAGACUUGAUUUACACAGAACAAGCUGCAGAGGAUGCAUCUUACUGCUAUACAUUUAGGGGGUCUCUCCCCAUUUUUAACUUGCAUUAUAAGCUUUUAUUCAAGUGUAAAGCUAAAACCCCCUCAGACCAAAAGAAUGCCACUUGAUUUGUUAAGUAGCAAAGACUAAUGGGACUGAUGCUGAAGCAUGCACAUUAGGGGUUAUCUUCUACUGGGCUUCUGCUGGGUGUAAACAGAGAGUGACAGACUUGCAGGGAUUUCAGAUUCUGUUCUCAAGUGGCCUGCCUGGGGGGAAGAGACCCUGACUGGUCCUCAAGUCACCCAUUAUCCAAGGAACUGGGCAUACUGUUCCUUUUAAUAUGCAAGUGCAGCCCUCUUGGGGAAAACUGUCUAAAGCUUCUUGUGCCAUUUGGUUAAUAAAAGUGUUUCCACCUUUAAAAGAAAGUUCUUUCCAGCUUCAUUGUUCUAUAUUCAGUUGCAGUGAAGGGGUAUGUACAUUUUUUUCCCUCUGCUAAUGGGACACUGCUGUAAGACCAUGCCCCCAGGUUGCACUUUAAUAAAUGGUACAGUUUUCAAAAACUA